GAAUCCAGAUUCGUGUCAGUUUCUUCCGUGUUGUUUUAGACGCAUGAUUCCGGGUAUGACAGUCAGCUGACAGCAUUUGUACAGUGUCAGUACACUCCUGCAUAUUGUACUUACUGCAAAACAAAGAUUUAAAACAGCAGAAUGGCCACAAUUCCACCGAAAAUCAAGGUGCUGCUCAGUGGAAACCAAAGGUUGCAGAAACUGAAAGAGGAUUUUCAUGGAAAAUAUGGACAAAUGCCUCUCUUCUACGCUCGUGCUCCAGGGAGGGUGAAUUUGAUAGGUGAGCAUAUUGAUUAUUGUGGCUAUGCUGUCCUUCCAAUGGCAAUAGAGCAGAAUAUUCUUGCUGCAGUUUCUGUCAACGAUUCCCAAACAAUCCAGCUGGCCAAUACUGACCCCAGAUACAAGGAUUUCACUGUGUCUGUUGAUGGCAUCACCAUUGACAAAGAGAAUCCUCAAUGGCACUAUUACUUCCUUUGUGGAGUGAGAGGAAUCCAGGAGCACUUGAGCUUGUCUUCAUUGGCAGGGAUGUGUUGUGUGGUAGACGGGACUAUCCCAGCCAGCUCAGGGCUUUCCAGCUCCAGUGCCCUGGUGUGCUGUGCCGGUCUGGUCACUAUGGAGGCCAAUCAGAAGUCUCUUUCUAAGGUGACUCUCGCAGAGACGUGUGCCAAGUGUGAGCGUUAUAUUGGCACUGAGGGCGGAGGGAUGGAUCAGUCCAUUUCUUUCCUGGCAGAGGAGGGAACAGCAAAGCUGAUCGAGUUUAAUCCGCUGCGAGCCACAGAUGUGAAGUUGCCCGACGGGGCGUUCUUUGUAAUCGCCAACUGUUGUGUGGAGAUGAACAAGGCGGCCUCGUCUCACUUCAACAUGAGGGUGGUGGAGUGCCGCAUCGCCACAAAGAUGCUGGCUAAAGCGCGAGGUGUGGACUGGCAGCGUCUGCUGAAGCUGGGGGAUCUGCAGAAGGAGCUGCAGGUGAGUCUGGAGGAGAUGCUGGAGCUGCUGGAGGAGGUGCUGCACCCUGAGCCCUACAGCAGAGAGGAGAUCUGCACGACUCUGGGCAUCAGCGCUGAACAGCUGUGUGAAAACAUCCUCAGCGCCAACACACAACACGCGACUCACUUUAAACUGUACCAGCGUGCCAAACAUGUGUACGGCGAGGCCGCCCGCGUGCUACAGUUUAAGGCCGUGUGCGACUCUUCCCCUGCCAACGCCGUCACUCAGCUGGGCGACCUGAUGAACCGAAGCCACGCCAGCUGCAGAGACUUGUACGAGUGCAGCUGCCCCGAGCUGGACCAGCUGGUGGACAUAUGUCUGCAGGCGGGCGCCGUGGGGUCGAGGUUAACCGGAGCUGGAUGGGGAGGUUGCACGGUUUCCAUGGUACCUGGGGAAAGGAUAGAUUCUUUUCUCCAAACCGUGAGAGAACGUUAUUACGUGCCGGACGCCCGUCGAUCCGCUCUGGAGAAGCAGAGUUUAUUCGUGACAAGGCCGGGAGGAGGGGCGGCAAUUUUCAUUGAGGAAUGAAAAGUAGCGGGGCAAUUUUCUCUCAUUUUAGCAACACAAUCAACCCUGUGGCCUCAGAAACAGGAGGUUGUAUGUAUAAUGGAAAAUCUGAUGAAAGGGAAACUGAAGUCUGAAUGGGCAUUUUCACUCAAAAGAAUGAAGAAAUCAGUGCUCGGUGAUCCUUUUAUAUUCAUUUCGAGGUUUCACGGCACUAGUAAAGUACCAAGAAUUGCUCUAUACAUUCCUACUUCUGCUGCACUUUUUCUGAGCGUUUAAGGUCAAUAUUCAACUGGUUAAAUCCAAUAAAAACUUCUCAAUUUU
Messenger RNA from Megalobrama amblycephala (Wuchang bream), 1815 nucleotides. RefSeq names its product galactokinase 2 (gene galk2). Gene Ontology annotation, cellular component: cytosol; cytoplasm. Gene Ontology annotation, molecular function: ATP binding; galactokinase activity. The transcript has 10 exons. The record is from RefSeq and is a predicted model, not a curated record. Gene Ontology annotation, biological process: carbohydrate phosphorylation; galactose metabolic process. Bases 142 to 1515 code for a protein of 457 amino acids. Lineage: Eukaryota; Metazoa; Chordata; Actinopteri; Cypriniformes; Xenocyprididae.